Eimeria necatrix is the source of this 1020-nucleotide messenger RNA. RefSeq lists its product as hypothetical. The record is from RefSeq and is a predicted model, not a curated record. The annotation marks the transcript as partial. The transcript has 2 exons. Lineage: Eukaryota; Apicomplexa; Conoidasida; Eucoccidiorida; Eimeriidae.
AUGCAAGUGCAUGCAGAGUUUGGCCCCGCUCGCGGCUUCGGGGGCCCCCAGGGGGGCCCCCUGGGGCCCCCCGGGGCCCCCGGGGGCCCCUACUCGCCGCAGCAAGCAGCAAAAGCUGCCAAGGCAGUACCCAGGGCCCCCGCCUGCAGCAGUGUCUCUACACUCUCCGGAAUAGCAGGGCUGGGGGCCCCCCUGCUGCUGCCCCUGGCCAAGAGGGCCCCCAUCGCGGCCCUUGUGGCCCGCAGCAGCUCCGAAAAGGAGCACGGGGGGCCCCCCAGGGGCCCCCCAGAGGGGCCCCCAGAGGGGCCCCCCAGGGGGGCCCCCCGGGGGGCCCCCAGGGGGGCCCCCAACUCGCAAAAGGCGAAGUCCAGGCCGCCGGUGUGGGGCCGGGCCCUGGCGACGCAGGGGCCCCCCGCGGCGCUGGGGUGUACACCACCACGGCCUGCAGCAGCAGCAGCAGCAGCAGCAGCAGCAGCAGCAACAGCAGCAGCAGCAGCAGGUCUUUUUCUUUGCUUCAAACGGCCUCUAAGCCUCUACUCUGCCUCCAACUGCUGCUGCCUCUGCUCCCAAUCCCCCAAACGCCACAAAGACACCUCUGGGGCCCACCUUGGGGUACACCGGGAAGCCCUCGGGGCCCCCGGGGCCCCUGGGGCCCCCGGGGCCCCCGGGGCCCCCGGGGCCCCCGGGGCCCCGGCGGGUGGGCCACAAGUAAAGGGCCUCGACUUCCACGAGAGGGAACUGCAGCAAAGCUGCCAGCACGAAGAUUUCGUGCAAGUCCGUAGACCGCGGGAGAAAGAGGGAGACGUUGGGGGCCACGCUGCAGCGCAGCAGCAGCAGCAGCAGCAGCAGCAGCAGCAGCAGCAGCAGCAGCGGCGGCAGCGGCGAAGGGGCUCGGUGGGUCACGCGGUGCGGAGGCGCAGGAAACGAAAGCAACUCCAGCAGCAGCAGCAGCAGCAGCAGCAGCAGCAGCAGCAGCAGCAGCAGCAGCAGCAGCAGCAGCAGCAGCAGCAGCAGCAGCAG